This is a messenger RNA of Mizuhopecten yessoensis (Yesso scallop), 5042 nucleotides long. RefSeq names its product natural resistance-associated macrophage protein 2-like. Gene Ontology annotation, cellular component: plasma membrane. Gene Ontology annotation, molecular function: iron ion transmembrane transporter activity; manganese ion transmembrane transporter activity; cadmium ion transmembrane transporter activity. The record is from RefSeq and is a predicted model, not a curated record. The coding region runs from base 155 to 1876 and encodes 573 amino acids. Lineage: Eukaryota; Metazoa; Mollusca; Bivalvia; Pectinida; Pectinidae. Gene Ontology annotation, biological process: metal ion transport. The transcript is spliced from 15 exons.
GUCAGGGGAGGUCACUGUAAUAUUAUUUCCAAAGAUGACAGGUUGUUGUCAGAUCAUGUGACGAAUAUCAGACAAUGAAUUGAAUUUUUGAUUCGCAAGGAUUGACUUGGCCAAUCAUCCUCAUUCCUUACAUCUUGAUAAUUAAGCCAUUGCUAUGGCAACCAUUAAUGACAUCACCGAUCUAGGGGAUGUUUCAGAAGUCGCUAGCUACGGUAGUAUAGUGGAAGACUCUGAGGGGAAAGAUACAGAGUCCAAGCAGAGACGAUCCUUUAGCACACCCGUCGUUAUAGGAAGUGAUCAACAUGAUACUACAACUUCCUAUUUUAAUCAAAAAGUAGUGGUGCCCAAAUCAUCAGGGGAGUUGUUCAGUUUUCGAAAGCUCUGGGCAUUUACCGGCCCCGGCUUUCUGAUGAGCAUUGCCUACCUCGAUCCUGGAAAUAUCGAGUCUGAUCUCCAGGCGGGUUCAGUUGCUGGAUUUAGACUGCUAUGGGUACUCAUGUCAGCCACGAUCCUGGGCCUGCUCAUGCAGCGUCUGUCGGCCAGACUUGGCGUUGUCACAGGAAUGCACCUGGCUGAAGUGUGUUACACACAGUAUCCCAAGGUCCCACGCCUCGUCCUCUGGAUCAUGGUGGAAAUAGCAAUCAUAGGGUCUGAUAUGCAGGAGGUAAUUGGAACAGCUAUAGCGUUCUAUCUUCUGUCUGAUGGAAAAAUACCACUGUACGCAGGAGUAAUCAUUACCAUUGCUGACACCUUCACAUUUUUAUUGCUUGACAAAUAUGGGCUACGGAAGCUGGAGGCUUUCUUUGGUUUCCUCAUCGUAUCAAUGGCCAUCACAUUUGGUUACCAGUAUGUGAUCGUGAGGCCUGACCAAGGGGAUGUUUUGCAAGGACUAUUUAUACCCUACUGUGACGGAUGUGGAUCAAAACAGAUCCUUCAAGCUGUUGGCAUCAUAGGGGCCAUCAUCAUGCCUCAUAACAUUUAUCUACACUCGGCUCUUGUCAAGUCGCGGGAAGUGGACAGAACUGAGAAGCAGGAAGUGAAGGAGGCAAAUAAAUAUUUUUUCAUCGAGGCGGCCAUUGCACUCUUUGUGUCAUUUCUCAUCAACUUGUUUGUGACAUCUGUAUUUGCCGAGGGAUUUAAUAUCAAGAAUGUUACAGAGGUCCAUUCCAACUGUUUGAAGAAUGACAACCCACAUGCUGAUAUUUUCAAUAGCUCAUCACUUGAGGUGGACAUCUACAGAGGUGGCGUGUUCUUAGGGUGUCAGUUUGGGCUGGCUGCCAUGUAUAUAUGGGCUGUAGGAAUUCUAGCUGCUGGACAAAGUUCUACAAUGACCGGCACGUACACCGGUCAGUUUGUGAUGGAGGGAUUCUUGAAUUUAAAAUGGAAGCGUUGGCAGAGGGUUUUGCUGACACGGAGCAUUGCAAUUUUCCCCACAAUUUUCGUGGCUAUAUUCUCCGGUAUCAGCGACAUGACGCGAAUGAACGACUUGCUAAAUGUUUUGAUGAGUCUACAACUUCCCUUCGCCCUCAUUCCGAUCCUGUCCUUUACCAGUGCCACCUAUCUAAUGGGCGACUUUGUCAACGGAAUAGCCAUGAGAAUCAUCGCCAGCCUCCUGACACUGGUCGUCUUAGUGAUCAACAUCUACUUCGUGGUGGUGUAUGUCCAGGAACUGCCUCAUCAUUGGUUGAUCAUCCUCGCCGCAACCGUCAUCGUAUUUCUCUAUCUACUUUUCGUCCUUUAUCUGUCUUGGUUCUGUUUGGUUCUAAUGGGAUGUGACUUUUUACUGAAGAUUCCGCUGACACGCCCACUGGUUGAUCUGUCUAUGUGUAACCCAUACACCCUCUCUGGCGACGCCCUCUCAACUGGCCGACUGUAACCUCAGACGCAAUUAAUUACUGGCAUUAAUUACUGGCAUCUUUUAUUCUACUGAUCAGCUGAUCAACACUGCGGGGCAUGUUUUAGUUAUCGUUUUGACACUACAAGGUGUCAGAAUCUUUUCCUUCUUCAUGGUAUAAUUUCAGUCAGCUAUCAUUGCUUGGCCAAGCGACACAUCAACUUUGGUCGAGUUCAUGUUGAACUAUUAAGGAUCAGGUUUUAUUUUUUUGACAUUUGAUAUUUUUAUAUAUAUUGUAUAUUCAAGUUGUGUCAUGUUUUUUUCAGUUAUUUCAUAAAAAUACUGGAUUAAAUUGUUAUUUAAUAUUUAUCCAAAUCUUGCAAUCUUAACACCCCCUUACACCGAACAUUUUGAUAUAUUUUCACUUAUAUGAAAUGUUUGUAUCAGCGUAUUAUGUAAAGAUAGAUAUUUUGACAGAGAUUAAUUUUGUAGAAACCAUUUUUUAGAAAUAUUAUAGAAUAUAGGGGUAGAUGUUGAUUUAGUGUUGUUUUGACAGCGAAGGUCAUAUAGUAUUAUGAUGGAAAAGUGAUCUGAUAAGGGUAUCUGCAUUAAUAUUUGAUUUAAGAUUUACUAAUCAAGGUUAUAUGGCAUUGUUUUUAUACAGAUGGGGUGAUGUUUAAACUAAUUGAUACCAUAAUCAUUUAAAAAAAAAAAAAAAAAUGAUCAAUAACUUCAUAACUGUAUUUAUUUGGCAAUAAAUAAGCCCAACCGUAUCUAUUGCAGAUCAAUAAAAUUGCAAACAAAAGGUAUUCCAAUGUCCUGUAAUAAUUCCAACCCCUACUUUGAGUGAGGGGUUAUGCUUUGGCACCCUGGGUUUAUUGCAGAAUAAAUAUGGUAUGGUAAUGGAGCUAUCUUUUAUUUUGUCUAAAUCAUUACAGUAUAAAUUUGUUAUUUGUAUGAAGUUACACCUGUGCAUACUUUAUAUUCCAUCCUAGGUGAUGGUGUAAAACUGUAUAAUAAGAAUGUUUUCUGGAUAUUUAUGUAUAUAUAUGUAUAUAUAUGAACUUGUGAUAUGGUCAAUUAAACUUUGUUACAAGAUUAAUGUAUGUUACUUAUCUCAGGAUUUUUUUUUUGAAGAAUGCGGAAAUAUGAAGGAACCCAAGUUUAUCUAGACAUGUAUUUGUCUUUUUGCACUGAUACAUAUUUUUUUCGUAUUUACGUUACAUUUGGUACAUAAUAGAGGUAUGUCGGGUAAUUGUUAUCGCAUGAUAUUGAUGCCACUUUUGCACAGUAAGUACGGGUACGGCAGUAACAUACAGGUUGCUUGGAAAUUCGAUCAAUUUUCGAAGACUGUCUUUUGUUUGCUUGAAAGAACUUCACUUGUUCUUUCACAUGAUAUUUGUUAUGAGUAUUAAUUGUUGAACAAUUUUCUUCAAGUUUGGAUGUCUUCCGUUACAUUUGUAGUCUUUGUAAUUGGACAGAUCAGAAGCCGGGGAAACCUUAAAACACAAAAAAAAAUCAACCUUAAACUGCAAUGAUGUUAAUUUGUGAAAAGAUAUUGUUGUUUUUUUGCAUGCAUGUAAAACACUCCCUUAGUCGUUAUAUGUAUACUGUAUAUAGCUUUUUGUAAGAGUUACUUCCCUUUACCACAUGACUUGCCGAUUGCUAGUUGCGAUGUCACACCGCCCCUUUAUUAUGUAUCCUUUGUGCGGGUGCAAUAUCAGCUCAUGCUGCUUGGCCAGAUUUACCUUAGGGGUCUUACGGGCGAUAGAGAAAUCUUGAACGACAAACACUGAAAAUACUGUAUGAUAAACUGUUUAUCAUCUUUAUACUAGCUACUACCUUAUACAUUUCUCCAUUUAAAUAUGUCAACUAAACACUAUGUUUUCUAAGCUCAAUUAUUUUUUUAUGGUCAACGAUCGCAAUGCCUCGGUCCGUGACGACCAAAUAAAAGAUUUCCGCGGAGGAAUACAAUGAACCUCAAAACUAUGUACAAAAAAUAUAUUUUUUAUUCUAUCCUAUCGUCAUUUGCUUUUCCAUAUGCACAUUUACGCUUGAAAUGGUGUUAUUAUCUUUAUACUAUUUUUUUGUAUCUUGAUAUUGACUUGUUUAUGACAGACUUUAUGACAGUCUUACACAGAUCACUUUUGUGUUUAUAUCACUUCCGGUUUAAAACGUCACCUUGCAAGACAUUCUUUUUUGAAAAAAUACAUUUCCAAAUGCCGGGAAAUAGGAAAAUCUGUUCUCAAGUUCUUCUCAAUUUCUUCUGAAGUCGUUCUCAACUUCUUCUGGGGUAUUUUCAUACUGACAAUCCAUGAUAAUGUAUUUAUCAUGCUACCAGUAGGUGGUAUAAAGUGGUAUAUAGAGGAUAUUAAAUACAUUGUAUCUGCCGAAAAUGUUUCAUGGCAGAUUUACUUUUAGUUCAAUAAACCUGAUGUGGAACAAUUUUGAUGGUGGAUGUAGUUUAACUAACAAAUCCAAGCAGACGACUUCAAGAAAUUAUGAAAUUGAAAUGGAAAACCCCCCCGAAAUUUUACAAUAAGCAUUUUGUUGAGUUAAAUCAUUGAAAUCCCUUGAGGCACCCUUAUGUAUAAGAGUAGGUACCUAUUUAGGUUAAAUACGGUAACAAAAUGCUGCUAUAAACAGUCUUUAAUUGUUUUUAACCCUAUAUUCUUCGUUUGAUUUUAUUUCAGUGUGUUCAGUCUUUAUUUUCCCAAUUGGAUUAAAAAACAUGUUUAUACAUUCAAAGUAUUACCAUCAAUGAAGAAGCAUUCAAAAAGCAUAAAUAACGAAAACUUGAAAUUGAAGAAACAAAAAACACUGAAAAUUGAUGUGUUUAUUUAUUGCUAUACAUUUUACUGUAAGAAACAGGUAGAGGAAAACGUUUUGCUAAUCACAUAGCAGGUUUUAUUUUUUCCAAACUUUUGAUACUUUCCAGAACCUGUAGAUAUAUGGGAACACUUAUGAUUUUUUUUCCAGUUUUUGCCAAAUGCAGAUGAUAUUUACCGAAUUCCUGCUUAGGGACCCUUUCCCAAAAUAGCUGUCAAAAACUCUGUUAUCGUUGGAUUUUAUGUUUUAUUGUGUGAUCCUGUGUUUAUCGUUUUAUCUUAUUUCAGUGCGUGACCUGCCUGUCCCCCCUUUAUACUUUAACUCAUUCCAACAUAGAGUUGGCCGAGAGCACAGAACUGAAUUAUGACAACCCAUCACC